Eublepharis macularius is the source of this 1632-nucleotide messenger RNA. RefSeq names its product regucalcin-like. The transcript is spliced from 7 exons. Gene Ontology annotation, molecular function: gluconolactonase activity; calcium ion binding; enzyme regulator activity. Bases 41 to 940 code for a protein of 299 amino acids. The record is from RefSeq and is a predicted model, not a curated record. Lineage: Eukaryota; Metazoa; Chordata; Lepidosauria; Squamata; Eublepharidae. Gene Ontology annotation, biological process: L-ascorbic acid biosynthetic process.
AUACAAUACAUAAUCGGAAGGAAGAGUGGAGCACACGAUCAUGUGUUCUAUUACGAUUGAGUCUGUAGUGAAGGAAAAGAACAGGAUGGGAGAGUGUCCAGUAUGGGAGGAAAGGGAGAAUUCCCUUGUAUACGUGGAUAUCAAUUCGCAGAAAGUUUGCCGCUGGAAUUCAGUCACCAAUGAAAUUCAGUAUGUGUCUGUGGAUGCUCGUGUUGGUUCAGUGGCCCUUCGCAAGAGUGGAGGCUAUGUAAUUGCUCUAGGAACCAGGUUUGCCUUUUUGAACUGGAGAAAUCAAGAAGUUGUUACUAUUUCUGAGCAGGAAUUAGAUAAACCAAACAACCGAUUUAACGAUGGAAAAGUGGAUCCACAAGGGAGGUUUUUUGCAGGUACCAUGGCAGAAGAGACUGCUCCUGGAGUGAGAGCCAGGUGCCAAGGUGCUCUUUAUACUCUAUUUCCUGACUCCAGUGUCGUGAAGCAGUUAGAUCAUGUGGAUAUCUCAAAUGGUCUGGAAUGGUCUUUGGAUCACAGAACUUUCUUCCACAUCGACAGCCUGGCCUAUGCUGUGCACGCUUACAGCUAUGAUGAGCACACUGGAAAAAUUGGUGAUUGCAGAACUGUGUACAAGCUGGAAAAGGAGGAAGCAAUGCCUGAUGGGAUGUGCAUUGAUGUGGAAGGGAAACUUUGGGUGGCCUGCAUUGACGGUGGACGAGUGAUCCGUAUUGACCCUGAGAAAGGGAAAAGAAUGCAAACGGUGAAGAUGCCUGCUUCCAGGAUCACAUCUUGCUGCUUUGGUGGGAAAGACUAUUCAGAAAUGUAUGUCACUUCUGCCUAUGAUGGACUGAACAGAGCAGCCUUAGCAAAAGAACCUCAGGCUGGGGAGAUUUUCAAGGUAACAGGAUUGGGGGUGAAAGGAAUCCCACAGUACUACUUUGCUGGUUAAUUGUCCAUGCUGAAAGCAAUUCAGGCGGAAUCAAUGAUGAAGAACAGAUCAUAGACUACAGGAAGAUUUUAAAAUUGCAUAGCUUUUCCUUGAUAGCUGCAGCUGUUCAUGCAAUUAUUUGAACCACACUAGAAAUGAAAAGGACUAAAAUUUUUGCCUAUAUUUGGAACUAUUUUUGGUUAGUGCCAAAAUAUUGAUGAAAUAGAAAACUGUAACAGAAGUGAUUUUGGUCUUAUAUGUACCCCCUUCAAUUUUAGUUUACUAUUUUACAUGUAACUAUCUGCUUUCAGACUGUUGUAUAGCUCUGAAGCAGCAUUUGAUAAGAAAGAACCCAGGAAAAAACUUGGGGGAGGGGUGAAAAUGCUAACAAAUCAAUGCGCUAAAUGCCUCCAGAAAAGACUUGAUCCAGUAUGAAUAAUAUGACACUGGAAAUUUUAUAUAUUGAUCCUGUUUAUUAGGUUAGAAAGGGAACACAGUAGAAGGUAUUACAGUUUCUUACAAUUAACAUUUUAAAACUGAUGUUUUAAUUUAAAGGAAGUAUUGAUUGAAUUAAAAGAUGGAACAUAUUAUCAACAAUGAACAAAUGAUGACAUUACUUGCAUAAAGGAAAUACAUGAAGACUCUUUUGUCCAUAGGCUUUGAAAGAACUUUCAAAAUUCAGUUUAUAAUUAAAAAGAGCAUUUUAAAGAUGA